Messenger RNA from Cucumis sativus (cucumber), 1547 nucleotides. RefSeq lists its product as hypothetical. NCBI's taxonomy places the organism in Eukaryota, Viridiplantae, Streptophyta, Magnoliopsida, Cucurbitales, Cucurbitaceae. Bases 62 to 1348 code for a protein of 428 amino acids. The record is from RefSeq and is a predicted model, not a curated record. The transcript has 4 exons. Gene Ontology annotation, cellular component: plasma membrane.
UCCAUAUUCAUUCAAAAUCUUCACUCCAAUCAUCUCAAACCAACGCUUCUCUAAUCCAUCCAUGGCCUCUUCAAAUCAACAACCCACUUCUUCUUCUUCUUCUUCUUCUUCCCUCUAUCCCUCCAUCGACAUGAAAGACCUCGCCGAAAAUCUCUUCCCCGACGAAGAUCCCCCUGUUUCCGGUCACAAACACCCCGAUUCCUCCGAACAAGUCCUCCUACAGAUUCCCGGCGCCAUACUCCAUUUGAUCGAAAGACAAAACAGUAUCGAACUCGCUUCCGGUGAGUUUUCCAUCGUCGGUCUCAUCCAAGGCAACAACGUCGUCGCUGUACUCGCUCGUAUUGGCGAUCAAGUUCAAUGGCCAUUAGCUAAAGACGAACCCGCUGUAAAACUCGACGAUUCUCACUACUUCUUCACUCUCAGCGUUCCCUCAAAUGGGUCAUCGGAAAAUCCUGAUUCCGUCGCCGGAAAAGCUAAUCAAGAGCCGGAAAUGUUAAACUACGGCCUGACAGUUGCCUCAAAAGGGCAGGAAGAUCGAUUGAAGGAGUUGGAUCGUAUAUUAGAUCAGUACAGUUGUUUUUCGGUUCAGAAAGUGGGGGAAUCAGCGAAAUGGGAGGUGUUAGAUGGAUCAGUGGCGAAGGAAAUCUCGCCGGAGGAUAUGGCGGUGUCUGAGGAGAAAAGGGAGCUGCUAGAAGAGAGAUCUGCUGCUUAUUGGACGACUUUGGCGCCGAACGUUGACGAUUACAGCGGGAAAGUUGCGAGGUUGAUUGCGGCGGGAUCGGGACGGGUGAUUAAGGGGAUUUUGUGGUGUGGGGAUGUAACUGUGGAUCGAUUGAACUGGGGGAAUGAGUUUAUGAAGAAACGGAUGGGGCCUCGUUCUGAUGUAGAGAUAAGUUCAGCAGCUAUGAAGAGUAUAAAGAGUGUGAAGAAGAUGACGAAGAUGACGGAGAAAGUGGCGACCGGAAUACUUUCCGGGGUUGUGAAAGUGUCGGGAUUCUUUACAAGUUCGAUAGUGAACUCGAAAGUGGGGAAGAAAUUUUUUAGUCUUCUUCCUGGAGAAAUUGUUCUUGCUUCAUUGGAUGGAUUUAACAAGGUUUGUGAUGCCGUUGAAGUAGCAGGAAAGAAUGUGAUGUCAACGACGUCAGUUGUGACUACCGGACUUGUUUCAGAAAGAUAUGGAGAAGAAGCCGGUAAAGCAACAAAUGAAGGGCUUGGUGCAGCAGGGCAUGCAAUAGGAACAGCAUGGGCUGUGUUGAAGAUAAGAAAGGCUUUAAACCCAAAAAGUGCUUUCAAGCCAACUACUCUCGUAAAAGCAGCUGCUGCCCAUUCUAGUUCCUCUUCUAAAUAAAUUCUUUGGAUUCUUUUUUUUCUUCUUUUAAUUGUAAUACAUAAUUGCCCCCAAUUAUAUCAUGUGGCCUGAUGGAAUUGUAAUGCCCAAUUUUUCUGUAGUGGGUUUGUGUUUCUAUUGUUUUGUUGUAUAUUUUGUUUUUGUAUAUCAAACAGUUUUGGAUAUGAUAUAUAGUCUACACUCGUCUUGUUUUCAAUUA